Selaginella moellendorffii is the source of this 1055-nucleotide messenger RNA. Its product is annotated as protein CONTINUOUS VASCULAR RING 1. NCBI's taxonomy places the organism in Eukaryota, Viridiplantae, Streptophyta, Lycopodiopsida, Selaginellales, Selaginellaceae. The record is from RefSeq and is a predicted model, not a curated record. The transcript is spliced from 7 exons. Gene Ontology annotation, cellular component: Golgi apparatus. Bases 111 to 947 code for a protein of 278 amino acids.
GGAGAUUCGAACAGCGCACCUUCCAAGGCUGGGACGAGUCGCUUAAGCUACGCAAUUGGCGGCCCUACUCCACUUCGCGCUCGCGAUCGAUCUCGCCGUGGCGCUGGAGCAUGGGAGUUCAAGGUGCCGCCAUCUCCUCCUCCUCCUCCUCCUCCUCCUCUUCCUCUCCAUCUCCAUCAGCUCCUUCCAGGGCGGCGGCGGUGGAUCGGGUAGGCGACCGGGAGAUGCUCAUGCCUAUCGGCAAUGACCUCGAGGAUCCUCUUAAGGAGGGCGCGCCCACGCCGUCUGGGUAUCACUCCGGCCGCGAGGCUUUCUACGCGGUCCUCCAGAGCUGGGCGUCCAAGAAAUUCAUGAGUGGAUGUGUGAUCCUCUUUCCGCUGGCGAUCACCUUCUACAUCACUUGGUGGUUUGUGGAAUUCGUGGAUAGCUUCUUCCGGCCGGUCUAUGCCCAUCUGGGGAUAAAUUUCUUUGGACUUGGAUUCGUGACCACCAUCGUCUUCAUAUUCCUGGUGGGAGUUUUUGUUUCGUCGUGGAUGGGAGCGUCGGUUCUUAUGGUCGGCGAGUGGGUUAUCAAACGUAUGCCUCUCGUGAGACACAUAUACUCGGCGUCCAAGCAAAUCAGUGCUGCGAUCUCUCCAGAUCAAAACACCCAGGCUUUCAAGGAGGUGGCGAUCAUACGACACCCUCGUGUUGGAGAGUACGCGAUUGGUUUCAUCACGUCUAGCCUCAUUCUCCAGAAUGAAUCUGGCGACGAGGAACUUUGCAGCAUCUACGUUCCCACAAACCAUCUCUACAUUGGAGAUAUCUUUCUCGUGAACUCGCGGGACGUGAUCAGGCCCAACUUGUCAGUUCGAGAAGGCAUCGAAAUUGUAGCAUCGGUUGGAAUGUCCAUGCCGCAAUCGAUCACUUCCAUCGACAGGCGCGAUCGAAGAAGUAGCAGCAGAUAAAUCAGUGAAUUUUUUCUUUCCUAUCGUGACUACAGUUUUGGUUUUGUUCUAGUCUUGUAAACUAAAUGAAUCAAGAGGUGAGAGAUGAAAAAGUGUGUGAUCCUUCAA